Molecule: messenger RNA, 1604 nt
Organism: Hylaeus volcanicus
Lineage: Eukaryota; Metazoa; Arthropoda; Insecta; Hymenoptera; Colletidae
Gene: Slimp
Product: serine--tRNA synthetase-like protein Slimp
Exons: 1
Coding region: 1-1452 (483 amino acids)
Biological process (GO): seryl-tRNA aminoacylation
Cellular component (GO): mitochondrion
Molecular function (GO): serine-tRNA ligase activity; tRNA binding; ATP binding
Source: RefSeq, a predicted model, not a curated record
AUGGCAAGUUGUUUACCACAUUUUUUUCGGACGUGUAUUAUUCACAGUGUUGUAAAGCAUGCUACUGUGAGACAUGCCAGUGUGCCAUUAAAUUUUUAUAGACUAUACAGUUCUGCGUUAUAUAUUUCGGGCAGAAAAGCCACGGAAUGCUUUUCAUUUCUAACGCCAUAUUUGGAUUUUGAUAAUAAAUUAACAGACAUGGACAAAUUACAAAGAGAUUUGACAUCACGAGGACUGAACGUGGAUGCCGAGGAUGUAAAGAAAAUGUGGGAAUUUUACAAGUCGCUAGACUCUGUUAAAUCUAGAGUAGAAGAGAAAGCUGAUGACAUAAAAAGUAAAUUGAGAAAAUACCAUACCAAUGAUCAUUUAACCAGCGACGAAGUCGCAGAAUUUCAGAAAUUAACUCUCCAGUGUCAAACGUUAAAAGCAGAGUUAAGAAACAUUAAAGAAAUCAUAUGGGAUUUAAGCGAAAGUGUCGUAGAAAGAAUGUUGAAAUUACCAAAUGAAAUAGACGAAAAGACUCCGAUUCAUUCUCCCGAAAUAUUAAGACGUGCGGGUGCGUUGCACGAAUUUUCGGCCACAGGAAAAAAGAAAAAUCACAUCGAAAUUGGAAGGAGUCUCGGUUUAUUGGAAUAUAAAAAUCCUAUGCAAUAUUACUUAUGCAAUGACGCGGCUCUCUUUGAAAUCGGCGUAUUAAAUUAUGCAGGGACGAUAUUUAGUGCAGAUAAUAUGAUUAGAGUAAUAGGCUCCGAUUUCAGCCGUAGCUUGGUCGUAGAAGGUUCAGGUUUGAAUCACGAGGAUCCGUUACAUGCUUUCGUAAUAGAUAAUCAUAAUGAUGUAGAGAACAACUCCCCAAAUCGUAUGCACCUCGUCGGAGGUGCUAGUUUAAUUGCAUUUCUAGCCAUGCACGCGAAACAACUGAUAAACCCAAACCAUUUUCCGGUCAAAUACUUUUCCACGGGAAAACAGUACACUCCUUUUCCAUCCGGUACCGCGCCAAUCGGUUUGUUCACCGUAUGCCAAACAUCAGCCGCGCAUGUGUUUGCAUUAGUCAAAGAUACGAAUAGCGCAGAGUAUCGUACCCAGUUCGAAAGACUACUAAAUGUUGUUUGUCAACUCUACGACAACAUAUGCAGUCAUUAUCAAAUUGUCGUGAGACCUGCAUCCGAACUGCGACCUUGGGAAACGAUGCGCGUGUCUUUCGAAUUGUGGUCUUCGUUUUCCCAGCAAUACGUAGAGGUUGGUCAUAUCUCUAUCUGCGGUGACUACUUUAGCAAAAGACUACUGAUAGCGUAUCAGACACCGGCUGGAAGAGACUUUCCUUCCAUAAUAUCUGGUACCGUGUUGUCUGUACCGCGUCUUCUCGGAUGUUUAUUAGAACAGAAUCCCGAAAAAUUUGUUAUUCCAUCGAAAGUCCUCGAACAUAUGCCUGCUGGCAAUCAUAGUUUUUAAGAUUAGGAAACAAUUUCUAAAUAAAGAACACCUUUGAAACUUCCACCACCAUCUUUGUACAUUUUUCGUGUACAUCUAAUGUAUACAUUGCUACCAUUAAUUUGUAGAAUUCUAUGUAUUUUGCUAGAAUAAAUAUUUAUGACAACAUAAAA